AUGGUAGGAGAUGAGGGUGAAGAUGGUGUGGUAGGAGAUGAGGGUGAAGAUGGUGUGGUAGGAGAUGAGGCUGAAGAUGUUGUGUUAGGAGAUGAGACUGAAGAUGUUGUUCAUGUGGCUAGUUCUGAGUAUUGGGAUGUAAAUGUUAUUAAUGAGGAUGGUUAUGUUUCAAAGACCCGUUUAUGUGUGAAAGACUUGGUUGCGAACUCAGAGUUUUAUGGAACAUGGAUAAUACUUGAAUGGGUUAAGAGUCAUCGUGCAGUAGGAUCAGCUGCUCGUUUGUUAGCAGAGUAUUUGGGUACACUUGUCAGAAUGUAUAAAGACUUUCCCAUGAUGUUCGAGAGCUGGAAGGCUAUUCCAAUGGAUAAAAAAAUAAAGUUUUAUGAUACGAAGAUAAAGCGCCAUUUUGUUGUUGAUGAUGCGCGUGACAAAGAUUACAUACUUGCUUCUGCUGGGAAGAAAUGGAAGGAUCGUCGACAUCACUUGUUUCAUAAAUUUUAUAAAUGGGAUCUCACUUUGGAGGAAAAUCUUAAACAUUAUCCAAAAUGCCAAGGCAUUACAGAAAACGAUUGGACCCUUUUUGUUCAAUAUAGGCGAAAAGAAAAAACACAGAGAAUAGCAACAAAAAAUACCCAAAAUAGAGGAAAAUUGAAGAUUCCGCAUACACUCGGAUCUAAGUCGCUUGCAAGGAAGCAACAUGAGUUGGAAAAAUUACAAGCUGCAAUUAAGGAUUCUGUGUCUGAAAAUGAGGCAUUUCAGAAAGUAUUUGGAAAAGAGCAUCUUGGAUAUGUUCGUAGUAUGGGACUUGGAGUUACGCCGUCUCAAAUUAAUAGAUCGACGACUUCUUUGGAAGAAAAUGAAAAAAUAAAGGAAAUGCAAGAAGAAAUUAAUGCACUUAAAGAAAAGAAUUCAAAAAUUGAUGAAUUGAUGAAGGCAGUCGCAUUCUUAAAGCAAAGGGACAAUGCUAUGACAGAGGAAAUUGAACGCUUAAGGCAAAUGCAAAAUUCUAGUGGAAGACAGAGAUUGGAAUCACCCGCUGAUGGUAGACGUUCUUCUGAGUCUAGCUACCGAAUUGCAGAUAAUGGAUCAUCAAGAAGGACAAAUUAG
Molecule: messenger RNA, 1107 nt
Organism: Vicia villosa (hairy vetch)
Lineage: Eukaryota; Viridiplantae; Streptophyta; Magnoliopsida; Fabales; Fabaceae
Exons: 6
Coding region: 1-1107 (368 amino acids)
Source: RefSeq, a predicted model, not a curated record